CGCAUUCACUGCUCGAGUGUAAAGAAUUUUACAAGUUUUUCAAGUGCUUUUCAUAUACAAAAUGGUGUAUAAUUUUAAAGUGUUUAAAAAAUGUUCGCCCAAUGGAAAGCUCACGCUGUAUAUGGGAAAACGGGACUUCGUCGAUCACAUCUCUUACGUGGAACCAAUAGAUGGCAUUGUGGUCGUGGACGAGGAGUACGUCCGAGACCGGCGGGUGUUCGCGCAAGUCGUCUGCACUUUCCGUUACGGCCGCGAGGAGGAUGAGAUCAUGGGACUCUCUUUCUAUAAAGAGUUAUACUUGGCUUCGGAGCAGAUCUACCCCCCACUUGAGAAGAGGGCCUAUGAACUUACCCGCACUCAGGAGCGCCUUGUGAAGAAGUUGGGCGAUUGGGCGCUGCCGUUCCGGCUAACGUUACCGGCAGGAGCGCCCGGCUCUGUGACACUGCAACCCGGCUUGGAGGAUGAGGGAGAGCCGUGUGGCGUGCACUACUAUGUUAAACUUUUUGUUGGUGAAACAGAAAUCGAUCGAUCGCACCGCAGGAGCACGGUGGCGUUGGGUAUCCGCAAGGUGCAAUUCGCACCGGACAAGCCCGGCCCCCAGCCGUGCACGUUGGUUCGCAAAGAUUUUGUGCUCUCGCCGGGGCAGCUUGAACUGGAGUUGACUCUCGACAAACAGCUGUAUAUUCACGGGGAAACGGUGGCGGUGAACAUCAGCAUACGCAACCACAGCAACAAGGUGGUGAAGAAGAUCAAGGCGAGUAUUUUACAGUCCGUCGACAUCGUGCUCUUCCAGAAUGGCCAGUACCGAAAUGUCGUCACCGGUGUAGAGACACAAGACGGAUGUCCUCUCCAACCCGGUGCUAACAUGCAGAAAGUCGUCCAACUGAGGCCAACGCUGGGUCCACUGCGCGACCGCCGUGGACUCGCGUUAGAUGCACAGCUCAAGCGACAGGAAACUACGCUCGCUUCCACAACUUUAUUGCUGGACCCGGAGCAGCGUGACGCGUUCGGUAUCGUGGUGAGCUACAGCGUCAAAGUUAAGCUUUACCUCGGCGCUCUCGGAGGCGAGCUGAGCGCGGAGCUACCCUUCAUUCUGAUGCAUCCCAAGGAGGGUCGCUUGAAAUUAGUGCAGGCGGACAGUGAGGCAGAUGUAGAGAUGUUCAGGCAGGACACUGUGCUCCAUCAAGAGAGCGUCGAAGUUUACUAACAUAUCCUCACUAUAUCCAUUUGAUAUACGACUACUUAUUUACACAAACACGAAGGAAAUUAUACAAAAUUACCACAAAAAAUUUAAUUAUUGUUAUUUUGAAAUACUUUUUCGCUUUUCGAAUUUUAUCGUGAAUUAUUAUGAAAUAGUAAUUGAUUGAUAUAUGUAUAAUGUAUAUUAGGUAAUAUUAUAGUACUUUAGUUAAUACGGUCGGUUACUAUAGCAAUAGUGUUAAGGAUUAUAAAGUACUCGCAAGAAAUAUAUUUAAUAUUGUUGAGUAUCAAAUAUUUUAGACAAUAAUUUUUAGUUAGAAUAAACUAACAAGCUUCGAAACUGGAAAAUAUUUGUCAAAAAGUUCUAAAAUCAGCUCUCUAAUAAAUAUUUAAU
Messenger RNA from Vanessa atalanta (red admiral), 1594 nucleotides. RefSeq names its product arrestin homolog (gene Arr1). NCBI's taxonomy places the organism in Eukaryota, Metazoa, Arthropoda, Insecta, Lepidoptera, Nymphalidae. The transcript is spliced from 8 exons. Gene Ontology annotation, biological process: G protein-coupled receptor internalization; signal transduction. The coding region runs from base 62 to 1207 and encodes 381 amino acids. The record is from RefSeq and is a predicted model, not a curated record. Gene Ontology annotation, molecular function: G protein-coupled receptor binding. Gene Ontology annotation, cellular component: cytoplasm.